UUUGUGUCCCCGCCCUCCCCCGGGGACCGCAGCGGGCUGAGGGGCUCUGCCAGUGUCAGAGCCCGGCGAGCGCUGGCAGUUCCGCGGCGGGGAUGCUGAGGAGCGCUGGGUCCGCGAGCAGCUCUGGCCACUGCGGACUUCCGAGGCCGUGAAAACCCCUGCGCCGCGGCCAAUCCCAGGUCCCCAAGGCCAUUCACCGUUCCAGAAGCUAGACUGGGGGAAGAGUCCAGCACAGCAGCGGCCGUUCUGCGAUUUCAGAGGGUUCUGGAACCCCGAGAGACACCCUGGGGUUCUAGAACCUCCCCAGCGGCUCCCAGUCCCGGCUUCCUGCGUGCGUCCGUCCAGAACCCCCUCCGGUGCACGGGUCGUCGGCGAGCCGCGGCUGGGUCCUGGCGCACAAGAUGAUCGUUGCGGACUCUGAGUGCCGCGCGGAGCUCAAGGGCUACCUGCCGUUCGCCCCGGGAGGCGUCGGCGGCCAGGGGCCAGGAGAGGAGCAGAGAGAGAGCCGGGCUCGGCGAAGUCCUCGAGGACCCAGUGCCUUCAUCCCAGUGGAGGAGGUCCUUCGGGAGGGGACUGAGAGCCUCGAGCAGCACCUAGGGCUGGAGGCACUGAUGUCCUCAGGACGGGUGGACAAUCUGGCAGUGGUGAUGGGCCUGCACCCUGACUACCUUAACAGUUUUUGGCGCCUGCACUACCUGCUGCUACAUACUGAUGGCCCCUUGGCCAGCUCUUGGCGCCACUACAUUGCCAUCAUGGCUGCUGCCCGCCACCAGUGUUCUUACCUGGUGGGGUCCCACAUGGCUGAGUUUCUACAGACUGGUGGUGACCCUGAAUGGCUGCUGGGCCUCCACCGGGUCCCUGAGAAGCUGCGCAAACUCAGUGAGAUCAACAAGUUGCUGGCACAUCGGCCAUGGCUCAUCACCAAGGAGCACAUUCAGGCCUUGUUGAAGACAGGCGAGCACAGCUGGUCUCUGGCCGAACUCAUUCAGGCCCUGGUCCUGCUCACCCACUGCCACUCACUGGCCUCCUUUGUGUUUGGCUGUGGCAUCCUCCCAGAGGGGGACCCAGAGGGCAGCCCUGCCCCACAGGCACCAUCGCCCCCCAGUGAGCAAAGCAGCCCCCCCAGCAGGGACCCAUUGAACAACUCUGGGGGCUUUGAGGCUGCCCGCGACGUGGAGGCCCUGAUGGAACGCAUGAGGCAGCUGCAGGAGAGCUUGCUGCGGGACGAGGGAGCAUCCCAGGAGGAGAUGGAAAACCGCUUUGAGAUUGAGAAGUCAGAGAGCCUGCUGGUAACCCCCUCAGCUGACAUCCUGGAACCCACUCCACACCCAGACAUGCUGUGCUUUGUGGAAGACCCCACUUUUGGAUAUGAGGACUUCACCCGGCGAGGGACUCAGGCGCCCCCAACCUUCCGUGCCCAGGAUUAUACCUGGGAAGACCAUGGCUAUUCAUUGAUCCAGAGGCUCUAUCCUGAGGGUGGGCAGCUGUUGGACGAGAAGUUCCAGGCAGCCUAUAGCCUCACCUACAACACCAUGGCCAUGCACAGCGGUGUGGACACCUCCAUGCUCCGAAGGGCCAUCUGGAACUACAUCCACUGUGUCUUUGGCAUCAGAUAUGAUGACUACGAUUAUGGGGAGGUGAACCAGCUCCUGGAGCGGAAUCUCAAGGUCUAUAUCAAGACGGUGGCCUGCUACCCAGAGAAGACCACUCGAAGAAUGUACAACCUUUUCUGGAAGCACUUCCGCCACUCAGAGAAGGUCCACGUGAACUUGCUGCUCCUGGAGGCCCGCAUGCAAGCCGCUCUCCUCUAUGCCCUCCGUGCCAUCACCCGCUACAUGACUUGACUCCCUGUCAUGCAGGACCUGGCCUGGAGCUGCUGACCCUUGGGGCAUCCUCUUCCCUGCAAGGACUUCUCUGUCUGGAAACAGACACAGACCCCUUUGUGUCCCAUGCCCACCAGUCCACUCUGGCAUGGGCUUGUAUGUAAUGUGCAGCCCCCAAGCCACACCCUCCUUUUUCUCACUGGAAUAGACAGGAUCAUUGCACUGACUGGGAGCUAGAAGAGGACUAGGAGAUCCCAAAGGGCCACACCCUUCCUCCUCCCCCUGCCCCCAGAGGCAGAGAGAUCAUAGGAAGGAAAAUAGACUUGAGUUUGGACUUACAUGCUACAGUACUGUGACCUUCCUGGACUUGGAAGUCCUUGGCUGGUCCCCAAGAGAGAGGAGCAAACAGCUCCAGGGACUGACACUCCAGGCAGCUUUGCCUUCCCUCCCUUCUCAUUUCCAGAUUUCAUUACCUCCCACUUACCAUUCACCCAUCAAUGUGAAAGUCAAGGUCACAGCUGGUCUGUGUAUCCAGUUCCCCAGAAGUCUGUUCUGUUGGGUGGCUUGUGGGCCCCUCGUUCCCUGGUUGCCCAGGACCUAGUUCAGUUCUUUGGACUUCCUUCACCCUCAUCCUUUUCUCCGUGCCCAGUAGUAUGAGUCCUUAGGAGAAGCUCAAGUACAUCAAACAAGAUUGUCUUUAGAGAGUUUGAGCCUCUGUUGGUCACUUGGCUGUCUGAAGAGGAAGGAGUAAUUUCUCUAUUUUGGUCCUUAAAUGGUAGAAGUUCAAACCUCUUCAGGGCCUCACCCCUGGAGCUGCAGUCAGCGUGAAAGGAGAGAGAGAAUCCUGUUCUCCCACCACACCUGCCAUGCAGAGGCUGGCACCCCACUCUCCUUGCUCCAGGGGCUGUGCUGCAGAUGUUUGCCAAAAAAUUGAGCCUUUUUUUAGGUGGCUUAGUUAGGACUGUGGCUCAGCAGGAGACACCAGGGUUCUUGUGGGGGACCCUGCCACUAGCCAAGUGACCAUAGCUACAUUGCCAAACCUUUUGGACCACCACAGUUGCAGACUGUAGGGUGUGUUUUAAGUUUCUACAAUGUCUGAUGCUGUCCCCUGGAUUCUCAACCUGCCAACAGCACGCAGAUUUUCUAGCAAGAUCUUAAAGGCCUCUGGGACGCCCACUCCCAACUCCUGCAGUUAGUCUCUCCCAAGGACCCCCACCCCUACCCCUUCUCCCUCUGUCCCCUCUCCUGGAUUUUUAAGUGGAUUGCUUGGAGGCAGAAGCAACCAAGAACUGAUCCAGGCACCUUCUGUAGCAAAUAACUGUGAAUGAUGACGUCUCUUACCUGUAUUCUAGCAGUCUGUGCCUCUCUGACCAGUCUGGAAGGGACUGAGGAUAGGCCAGAACCAUGCUGCUGCUACUCUUGUUCCUGUCCCUCCUCUCUGGGCAGGCAGGAGAGGAGCCCAGCCAGCAUCCCACAUCUCACACCCGUGCAGGCACGGAGAAGCAACUGGCACCCCCUUCAGGCCUGAAAGCCUUCUCUGUAACCUGUGCAGGACAGAAGGGGCCUCAGCACCUUGGGGUUGGGUUCUAGAGGGGACAUGAAGCCUCUGUCAAUGUCUCCUGGGAGGGUGGGGAGAGGUGUUCAGUGUUCAAGUGCAGAAAUCUUUGGCUUUAUUACCGGUUCCAUAUGAUGAGAAAUAAACAUUUGCUGAGGUUUUGUUU
Messenger RNA from Otolemur garnettii (small-eared galago), 3544 nucleotides. It is a transcript of the gene SESN2, whose product is annotated as sestrin 2. Gene Ontology annotation, cellular component: nucleus. The coding region runs from base 402 to 1844 and encodes 480 amino acids. NCBI's taxonomy places the organism in Eukaryota, Metazoa, Chordata, Mammalia, Primates, Galagidae. The record is from RefSeq and is a predicted model, not a curated record. Gene Ontology annotation, molecular function: oxidoreductase activity, acting on peroxide as acceptor; L-leucine binding. The transcript has 10 exons. Gene Ontology annotation, biological process: cellular response to leucine starvation; negative regulation of TORC1 signaling; positive regulation of macroautophagy.